Messenger RNA from Coffea eugenioides, 1617 nucleotides. Its product is annotated as berberine bridge enzyme-like 22. The transcript has a single exon. The record is from RefSeq and is a predicted model, not a curated record. Bases 1 to 1617 code for a protein of 538 amino acids. Gene Ontology annotation, molecular function: oxidoreductase activity; FAD binding. Lineage: Eukaryota; Viridiplantae; Streptophyta; Magnoliopsida; Gentianales; Rubiaceae.
AUGGAGAAAAAGAACAUCUCCAUGAUUUUAUUACUACUGUUUUUCAGUUCCCAUUUCCUUCUAAUUUCAUCAUAUUCUGAGCUGAUCCUCAAUACUUUUACUGAAUGCCUAUCCCAAGAUUUUGAAUCAUCUACCUCAAUACUGAACAUUCUAUUUACACCAAGAAAUUCUUCAUAUCAAUCUCUUUUGGAUUAUCCCAUUCAAAACCUGAGAUACCUUAACUCAUCCAGCACAAAACCUCUAGCUAUAGUUACCCCUUUAAAUUAUUCCCACGUCCAGGCCACAAUUACUUGUUGCGAGAAGCAUGGACUACAAGUUCGAAUCAGAAGUGGAGGCCAUGACUAUGAAGGUCUGUCCUACACUUCAACAGUUUCUUUUGUCAUUCUUGAUCUUCAAAAUCUUAGAUCAAUCAGCGUUGACUUGGAAGAAAAGAGCGCAUGGGUUGAAUCAGGAGCUACUGUCGGCGAAUUGUAUUAUUGGAUUGCACAGAAAAGUCCAAGUUUCGGAUUCCCAGCUGGAAUUUGCCCAACAGUUGGUGUUGGUGGACACUUCAGUGGAGGUGGCUUUGGUACCAUGAUAAGAAAAUAUGGACUAGCGGCUGAUAAUAUUCUUGAUGCUGUCAUUAUCGACGUUAAAGGACGAAUUCUUGAUAGAAAAUCCAUGGGAGAAGACCUGUUCUGGGCUAUCAGAGGAGGUGGAGGAUCAAGUUUUGGUGUCAUAGUCGCUUGGAAGAUUAAGCUUUUGUAUGUCCCGCAGAUUGUUACUGUUUUUAGCACCGGAAGGACCCUAGCCCAAGGGGCCACUGACCUCGUUUACAAGUGGCAACAUAUAGGACAUAAGCUUCCUCAAGAUCUAUUCAUCAGGGUGAUUGUAGAAGCUAAUGGAGAAGGGGAAAAUCGAACAAUUCGAACCACAUUCAACUCAUUAUUUCUUGGUAGAAUUGAUAAACUAGUUGAUAUAAUGAAGGAAAGUUUUCCUGAACUUGGCUUGAGAAAAGAAGACUGCAUUGAGUUGAGUUGGAUUGAAUCAGCACUGUAUUUCUGGGGAUACAAAGAGGGAAAAACCAUAGAAGCCCUUAGAGAUAGAGUGCCUGAACCAAAGAGCUUUUUCAAGGCUACAUCUGAUUUUGUCAAGGAACCAUUGUCUCAUGCUGCGCUUGAACAGUUAUGGAAAUGGUGCUUGGAAGAAGAGAAACCAAUAGUGAUUUUUGAUCCUUUCGGAGGAAGAAUGGAUGAGAUUCCAGAGUCAGAAAUUCCAUUUCCCCAUAGAAAAGGUAAUCUAUUUAAUAUUCAGUAUUUGGUGAAGUGGGAUAAUCAAGACACUGAAGCAUCAGAAAGGCACAUAAAUUGGAUCAGAAGGCUGUACAAAAAUAUGACCCCAUAUGCAUCAAAAGGUCCAAGAAGUGCUUAUUUUAAUUACAGAGAUCUUGACUUUGGUGUUGAAAAUAUUUCUGGGGCUAGCUUUGUAGAAGCCAAAAAAUGGGGUGACAAGUAUUUCAGUGGCAAUUUCGGGAGAUUGGCAAUAGUUAAGGGUGAAGCCGACCCACAAAAUUUCUUCAGUGACGAACAAAGCAUUCCACCUCUUAUUUGUUUAUUUGUCCAAGCCACAGUAUAUUGA